Molecule: messenger RNA, 824 nt
Organism: Folsomia candida
Lineage: Eukaryota; Metazoa; Arthropoda; Collembola; Entomobryomorpha; Isotomidae
Exons: 5
Coding region: 95-688 (197 amino acids)
Source: RefSeq, a predicted model, not a curated record
UGAUCCUGGAUACAGUUGUGUUUGCUAAUCGUUCAGAUAGACAUAUAAAUAUUUACAUAUUUAGUUCGAGAGAAAUUCGGAAAUUUUGAAAAAAAUGAAAUUAAUACUUAUCGUACUUUCCUUGACCGUUUUGGCCGGUCAGCAGGUUGCAGGUCACGGCCGUGUCGUCGAUCCCCCACAGAGAGGCUCGCUUUGGAGGCUGCCAGAAUACGCUUGGGCGAAUCCUGGACAUCAAGCUGAUGAUCAGGAACUCCUCUGUGGUGGGCGAGACGUGACUGACCCGUACGUUGGGGCUUGUGGACUUUGCGGUGACAGUCUUUUGGACCCAAGACCGAGAAAGCAUGAAAUUGGAGGUGAAUACGAGCGAGGAAUUAUCACCAGAAAUUAUACCGUUGGCCAGACCGUGCCAAUCGAAGUUUUCAUCGCUGUUAACCACAAUGGUUGGCAUGAGUUCAGAAUCUGUCCUUACAGCGUGACAGGUCAAGAGAGUGAAACGUGUUUUAACCAAUAUUUGCUGACCUUUGCAUCCGGUGGUACCCGAGAGGACAUCGGAGGUAACCAGAAUCUUCGAACGAGCGUCAUCCUUCCUCCAGGACUAACGUGCGACAGGUGUGUUUUGCAAUGGUCUUGGUUUGGGGAGGGGUCAAACCAAUACUACAGAAAUUGUGCGGACGUUUCCAUCCACUAAAAAACUUUUGGAAUUAUACGUUGUCAAAGGGGAUCCUCAAUAAAUAAGUAAAUUUCCUGAAACUAACUACUCAAUAUUUGGAAUAAAAUCAAAGUUCAAAAUCUUGCACUGAAAUAAAUGUAUUUAUAAUUUCGAA